Molecule: messenger RNA, 2227 nt
Organism: Drosophila albomicans
Lineage: Eukaryota; Metazoa; Arthropoda; Insecta; Diptera; Drosophilidae
Gene: alphaSnap
Product: alpha-soluble NSF attachment protein
Exons: 4
Coding region: 192-1070 (292 amino acids)
Biological process (GO): SNARE complex disassembly; intracellular protein transport
Cellular component (GO): vacuolar membrane; SNARE complex
Molecular function (GO): syntaxin binding; soluble NSF attachment protein activity
Source: RefSeq, a predicted model, not a curated record
GUAGAUGGGCAAUUUGGUUUAAUACUAGAUGUAGACUUGGUCACACUAUUACACAUUUUCGUAUUGAUUUUAUUUGCUGAAAAGUCCAAGACAAGAAGUUGCGGAAUACACAAUUAAAGGGUCAUUACAGGCGUUUGGAAUUUGUUGCAUCUAAAUGCAACUUAGUGUACAAAAAAGCCAAACUUGCAAACAUGGGCGACAAUGAGCAAAAGGCCCUUCAGCUUAUGGCUGAGGCUGAGAAGAAGCUGACACAACAGAAGGGUUUUCUAGGCUCACUUUUUGGUGGUUCGAACAAGAUCGAAGAUGCCAUCGAGUGCUACCAGCGGGCUGGAAACAUGUUCAAGAUGUCCAAGAACUGGACCAAAGCAGGCGAGUGCUUCUGUGAGGCAGCCACGCUCCAUGCACGCGCUGGCAGUCGCCAUGAUGCUGGCACCUGCUACGUGGAUGCCUCAAACUGUUACAAAAAGGUGGAUGUUGAGAGCGCCGUCAACUGUUUGAUGAAGUCCAUUGAUAUCUACACCGAUAUGGGACGCUUUACCAUGGCUGCCAAGCAUCAUCAAAGCAUUGCGGAAAUGUACGAGAGCGAGCCCAGCACACUGGCCAUGUCAAUUCAGCACUAUGAACAGGCAGCUGACUAUUUCAAGGGUGAAGAGUCUGUUAGCUCGGCCAACAAGUGCAUGUUGAAGGUUGCUCAAUACGCUGCCCAGCUGGAGGAUUAUGAGAAAGCAAUAUCCAUAUACGAGCAGGUGGCUGCCUCCUCCCUGGAGAGUUCGCUGCUCAAGUACAGCGCCAAGGAGUACUUCUUCCGCGCUGCUCUCUGUCAUCUGAGUGUGGAUUUGUUGAAUGCGCAGCACGCCAUUGAGAAGUAUGCGCAACAAUAUCCAGCAUUCCAGGAUUCCCGAGAGUUCAAGCUAAUCAAGGUGUUGUGCGAGCAUCUUGAGGAGCAGAACAUCGAAGGCUUCACAGAGGCAGUUAAGGAUUAUGAUAGCAUCUCACGCUUGGAUCAGUGGUACACAACUAUCUUGCUACGAAUUAAAAAGGCCGCCGAUGAGGAUCCAGACUUGCGAUAAACAAUUUAAACACUCUAUAAACGCAUAUAAAUACAUACCUAUAUAACUAAUUAAAUGCUUUUUUCAGUUACAAAAAAAAAAACAAAAAAAAAAAAACAAUCUAUAUAUAAAUAAUUAUUAAAUAUAUCUACAUAUAUGAAAACCACAUAAACUCAAUAACGAAAGUCAAGUGAAGAGCACUUUAAUUCAACAUACUAACAACUAUUUUAACGUAACAUAAUUAAACACUCAAUAUGCUCAGCACCAUUUUUGAAACUGAAAUCGAAGAUAUUUUGACCUCUCACUUUGCCCCCAAACUGCAAUUAAACUAGCAAUAUUGGAAUUGUUAUUAAAAUGUUAUAGUGUUUAUAUGAUUUUGUUUUGUAAUAUGUUACUCUAACAAACAUAAAUAACUUACAAUGCAAGAAUCGUUAAAUAAUUUGCAACACAAAUUAAUUACAUUAUGAGAUUUGUUUGUUUUUUGUUAAGUUUUUUCUUAAAACCUUAGCCAAAUUGUCAAUUGACAGCGAGUAGAGAUCUGAAUUUCGCAUUUCUAUGAUUAACAAAAUAACUGAAAAACUCAACGAUUGCACCUAAUCAAAGAAAAGACGCAUUAUGUAAAUCUUCAAAAACAAAUACAUGAUUAAAGUAUCGAAUAAAAACGGAAAUAUUUGAAUCGUAUGUAGUUAUUGAAUCUCAAAUUCAAUAACAAGAUAAAGAAAACUCAAAAUUACGAAAGAUUGUUAGUAAAAACAUAUGAAUAUUUAAAGGCAAAAAAGUAAAAAACAUAUUUAAAUUACACAAACAAUUAACCAAGUAAAUUCCUUAGCAUAUUUUGAGGGUCGCAGUUGAAAUAUUUGAAAAUUCCAUCUCAGAAAAUAUCAAUAUUGGGUUAAUCCAAAAGUAUAUUUAAAUAAAAAAAAUAAUACAAAUUUUAAAAUGUUUCGGUGUGUAGUAGAGAUUCAAAAGAUCGUUUAAUAAAUAAAAUAGUUUGUAUUAAAUAUUUAACACUUCUGGUAUAUGGAUUAUCUAAUUGCAGUUGUUCUUAAUUGCAAAAAUAGCAUACUUACUAUCGAUAUAUAAAGCCCAUUACACAAUGUUAUAAAUACAAAAGUAAUUGACGAAAGAUUGGAAAGUAAAAGUGCUUUUUAAAAAAUAAAACACGAAUAAAAACUUGA